AUGGCGUUGCCGGCAGCGCUUUUUCUUCAACUGCUGCUGUUGGGAGCCAACCUGUCAAGCAGCUGGGGGCUUUAUAUCUACACUGCAAGAAUUAUAAAAUUUGAGGCAUUGGAAAGUACCGAGAAGCAAUAUAUUGAUUUUCGCGAUGUUCGAGUUGUGGGUGCAGAGCACUCACUUAACGGUACUGUGCACAUUCUUGAGGAUAUGGAUGGCAGGCAUUUUCAAAUGUCUGCUGAUUUUCAGCACGAUCCCAAGCGAAAUCAUAUAUGGAAGCCAAUGAUAUUCUUUGUACCCAUUAUGGACAUCUGUUCGGGGCUGAGAGUGUUCUUAGAAAACUACGGCAAAGCGACAUUGCGACAGGGCGAGAAUACGAAUCUGCCAUUUACGGGCAGAGACUGUCCACUAUUCCAGGGUACGUACUUCGUAAAAAAUAUGCUGAUAAACAGCGAUAACUGGCCGGCUAUAAUACCCUUCGGUGGUAUGAGGCUCAAUCUACGAUUCUAUAGACAUUAUAAGUUUGUGGGUGGCUUGAGCCUUACGUUCAAUGUGGAGCGCCAGCUUUUGUGAAACAACCCUUCAAAGGAAUUAAUACUUCAUAUAAUCCCAUUGUAGGAUUCAGCUUGAAUUGGCUAUUAUUCUCAAUAGCGUGCAUUAAAUCACAAAA
Messenger RNA from Drosophila virilis, 664 nucleotides. RefSeq lists its product as uncharacterized. Lineage: Eukaryota; Metazoa; Arthropoda; Insecta; Diptera; Drosophilidae. The record is from RefSeq and is a predicted model, not a curated record.